Molecule: messenger RNA, 1182 nt
Organism: Trichophyton rubrum CBS 118892
Lineage: Eukaryota; Fungi; Ascomycota; Eurotiomycetes; Onygenales; Arthrodermataceae
Product: 26S protease regulatory subunit 10B
Exons: 4
Coding region: 1-1182 (393 amino acids)
Biological process (GO): positive regulation of RNA polymerase II transcription preinitiation complex assembly
Cellular component (GO): proteasome regulatory particle, base subcomplex; cytosolic proteasome complex
Molecular function (GO): ATP hydrolysis activity; proteasome-activating activity; ATP binding
Source: RefSeq, a predicted model, not a curated record
AUGGACGGUUCCGACGACCCAGAGCGGCGGAAAGCCUUGGAGGAUUACAAGCAGAGUCUUCUGGAGUCACGAGAAUGGGAAGCAAAAUUGAAGAAUCUCCGACUGGACAUAAAGGGGCUGCAGAAGGAAUUCGAUGUUACGGAAGAUAACAUCAAAGCUCUCCAAAGUGUUGGCCAGAUCAUCGGCGAGGUCUUGAAGCAGCUUGACGAAGAGAGAUUUAUCGUCAAAGCCUCUUCCGGCCCUAGAUAUGUCGUUGGUUGCCGGUCUAAGGUUGACAAGGCAAAACUAAAGCAAGGAACCCGAGUAGCGCUUGACAUGACGACCCUCACUAUCAUGCGAAUGCUCCCACGCGAGGUCGAUCCGCUCGUUUACAACAUGUCCUUGGAAGAUCCCGGCCAAGUCAGCUUCAGCGGUAUCGGUGGUCUGAAUGAUCAGAUCAGAGAAUUGAGAGAGGUCAUCGAGCUACCGCUCAAGAACCCGGAGCUGUUCAUGCGUGUAGGUAUAAAGCCACCCAAGGGUGUACUACUGUAUGGGCCUCCGGGAACCGGAAAGACACUGCUUGCAAGAGCAGUUGCUAGCUCGUUAGAUACCAAUUUCUUGAAGGUUGUAUCAUCUGCCAUCGUUGAUAAGUACAUUGGUGAAUCUGCGCGUCUUAUCCGUGAAAUGUUCGGCUAUGCCAAAGAACAUGAACCCUGUAUCAUUUUCAUGGACGAAAUUGAUGCUAUCGGAGGUCGAAGGUUCUCUGAGGGAACCUCUGCCGAUCGAGAAAUCCAGCGAACCCUUAUGGAACUUCUCAACCAACUGGAUGGUUUUGACUACCUAGGUAAAACGAAGAUUAUCAUGGCCACCAAUCGGCCGGAUACCCUUGACCCGGCUCUCCUACGAGCAGGUCGCUUAGAUAGGAAAAUCGAGAUUCCCUUGCCAAACGAAGUCGGCCGACUAGAGGUUCUCAAAAUCCAUGCUAGUGGCGUUUCCAUGGAAGGCGAGAUUGACUUUGAGACGAUUGUGAAGAUGAGUGAUGGCCUUAACGGAGCUGAUUUGAGAAACGUGGUAACUGAAGCUGGUCUAUUCGCCAUCAAAGACUACAGAGAUGCUAUCAACCAAGACGACUUUAACAAGGCUGUUAGGAAGGUAGCGGAGUCAAAGAAGCUCGAAGGAAAGCUGGAGUAUCAAAAGCUAUAG